Messenger RNA from Eruca vesicaria subsp. sativa (arugula), 2016 nucleotides. Lineage: Eukaryota; Viridiplantae; Streptophyta; Magnoliopsida; Brassicales; Brassicaceae. The record is from the annotation of a GenBank genome assembly.
UAAAAAUCGCCACCUUCUUCUUCCUCUUCUUAACCUCUGUCACCUUAACGAACUUUCCGGCGAAAAAACCGAUGAAAAUCUCCACUAAAUCCAUCACUAGAUACUAAUAUUUCCCUCCACGAUCGAGUGAUGAAACUCUAAAAAUAGAAAGUCUCCAGUUCAAUCAAUUCUCAAAGCGCGCAAAUCAAGGAGAGAAGAGAGAAGAUGAGUAAGCGAAAUCCACGGAUCCUAAAGAUAAUCCUCUACAUGCUACUCCUCAACUCUCUCUUCCUCUGCAUCUACUUCGCUUUCCACUCCUCUUCCUCCUCCUCCUCCCCCGAUCCACAUCCACAUCAUCUCCCUUCCCGAUUCCACGUCAUCAAUAACAACAACAACCAAUCCUCGAUCCAGAAGCCGUGGCCGAUCCUCCCUUCCUACCUCCCCUGGACGCCGCCGGAUAACAACCUCCCCCCUCGCUCCUGCGAAGGCUACUUCGGGAACGGAUUCGUCAAGAGAGUCGACUUCGGAAGCACCUGGUUCCGAUGCUCUUACAGCGAGACGCUGCGGAGCUCGAUUUGCGAGGGGAGGAAUCUGAGGAUGGAUCCGGAUCGGAUCGUGAUGUCGAAGGGAGGUGAGAAGCUGGAGGAGGUUAUGGGGAGAGGGGAGGAGGAGGAGUUGCCGGAGUUUCGCGAUGGCGCGUUUGAGGUUGCCGAAGACGUUUCGUUCAAGAGGAACCGGAGGAUCGGAGGAGGUGGUUUGAGGCGGUUGGUGGAUGAUGAGAUGUUGAAUGAGUAUAUUCCAGAAGGUGGUAUUGGUAGGCAUACUAUGAGAGGUUUGGUGCGUUCCAUUCGUGUUGUUGCCAAUGAUGAUUUCGUUUGUGAUGAGUGGGUGGAGGAACCAACUCUGCUAGUUACUCGGUUUGAGUAUGCGAAUAUGUUUCAUACGGUGACGGAUUGGUACAGUGCUUAUGUUUCCUCUAGAGUCACCGGUUUGCCUAAUCGUCCACACGUUGUUUUCAUUGAUGGACACUGCACGACGCAGCUAGAAGAGACAUGGACAGCUUUGUUUUCGGGGAUCAGAUACGCAAAGAACUUCACCAAACCGGUUUGUUUUCGUCACGCUAUUCUCUCACCAUUGGGAUACGAGACCGCGCUUUUCAAGGGCUUGUCCGGAGAGAUUGACUGCAACGGAGAAUCAGCUCACAACCUCUGGCUAAAUCCUGACAACACAAAAACCGCGAGGCUCUCAGAGUUUGGUGAAAUGAUCAGAUCAUCUUUCGGGUUCCCUGUGAACAGACACCGGUCAACAGAAAAACCGCUGUCGUCUUCAUCACCCCCUGUUCACAAUGUUCUCUUUGUCAGACGUGAAGAUUACUUAGCACACCCUCGUCACGGAGGUAAAGUCCAGUCUCGUCUCAUCAACGAGGAAGAAGUGUUUGAGUCAUUGCAUCAGUGGGUUGCUUCUGGCUCCACGGGUCUGACGAAAUGUGGGAUUAACCUAGUGAACGGGUUGUUUGCGCACAUGUCGAUGAAAGAUCAAGUCCGAGCUAUCCAAGACGCGUCCGUGAUCAUAGGAGCUCACGGAGCGGGACUGACACACAUUGUGUCUGCGACACCAAACACAACGAUAUUUGAGAUUAUAAGCGUAGAGUUUCGGAGGCCACAUUUCGAGCUUAUAGCUAAGUGGAAAGGUUUGGAGUAUCAUCCGAUGCAUCUGGCGAAUUCGCGGGCGGAUCCAACGGCUGUGAUUGAGAAGCUCAAAGAGAUAAUGAAAAGUCUUGGCUGCUGAAAAAAGGGAUCUCCGGUGACCCCGUGAGUUCGAACGUUAGCGGCCACGGGAUGUUUUUGUAUUAUUAUUUUUUCUUCAUUUUUAGGUGGGUUAAUGUCAUGUCAAGUGUUGUAGAUUAGCUUUUGCUUCUUUUUUUUGUACCAAACAUACUUUUUGACCCGUGAGUUCGAGACUUAGCGGGCACGGGAUAAUUAUCAUACAGUCUUACAUGAUGUUUUCCUUAACAAUACAUUGUAUAUAAAGAACGUC